AUGGAGUCCCCGGAGCAAGUCGCCUCCCAGCCUCGGCGGUCCGACGCUAUCGUCAAGCGCGUUUCCCGGGCCUGUCUGCACUGCAGGCAGCGUAAGUCACGCUGUGACCUCGACAGCAAUGGGAACCCUGGCAAGCCGCCGUGCCAGCGGUGCGUUCGCGAGCAUCGCGAGUGUGUCCUUGGUGGCUCGAAUCGCGGUGGGCGCCGCAUUCGCAAGAACAAGAUUAAACACUUUACUCCGGCCACAAAUCCGUCGCCGACCAAGGACUCUGAAGAGAUUACCAGUCCUGCGAACUCGGAAGCGUGCCGCCGCGCACCAUCUGCGUCCUACCCCGGACCAGUCGUCUUUCUCCCGCCUAAUCCGCAGGGCGAUGCGGCUUCUUCGGUGGCCGUCGAGGAUAAUGACGCUUCAAUUGACUCGGUGCCUCGAAACCCAUCUGAUGCCUGGCAAUGUCUGACCGGCAUCGCCACCCACGGUGCGGACGCCGCACCGAAUGAACGUACCAGCAACCAUGUACGGUCAGAUUCGAUGUCGACCUAUAACGGGUUGCACGAUGGCGUUAUUGCUGACUUCAACGCACCGAGUACCGGCAUCAGAGCCUAUCGCCUCGUUCAGUCCCGAUCCCUGGACCCGGGAACAGUGUGGCAGCUGGUCACCCGCUAUGCCGACAACUUCCACCCAUAUCUCCCUCUCGUGCCGCGAAAAUACUUCGAGCGUUCGGCUCUAGAUGACUUUGCCAACAACGAGAAGCACCUUCUCACUGCAGUUCUUACCAUCGCGUCAAAGGACCUUGUCGACCGGCCCGAGAUCCAUGAGUAUUGCUCGAAAUACAUGCAUGAGCUGAUCUCAGGAAUCGCGGCCGGCGCAGAAUGUGACGUGGAAGCCGUCGAAGCUCUCCUCCUGCUUGCAGAAUGGGAGCCGCAGGGUCUUCGCCCCCGUAUCGAGCGUGUUGGCCGUGGGGAGGAAGAUCGCGCGGCGUGGAUGCACGUCGGUCUUGCGCUGCGCUCGGGAUACUUUAUCGGGCUGGAUCGCACGUCCUUUCGAGGAGACCCGUAUGGCGACCAAGACAGUGAGACUCGUCGGCGAUUAGCUUGGGCCAGCUGCUAUGUCUCUGACCGACUGAUCUCGGUGCGCAUUGGACGCGCGUUCUGGUCGCGCGGGCCGGGCCCGAUGACUGGUCUAUCCAGUCAAGAUUUCCCGUCGCUGCAGCCGGUAAAGGAGGGUGACGAGGAUUACUCGAAAAUCUUUCAGGCAAUACUCGAUCUCACGCAGUUGUAUGGAAAUGUGCAUGAAGUUUUGUAUUCUGGCAUGCGCACUAGUAACCAAAUGAUGCUGAUGGGCGACUACGUUAAAUACGUUGACGAUUUCCGUCUUGCCAUCUUGCGAUGGAAAUCGUUGUGGGGGCCUUUGGACUGCUCGCCGCCUAUGCGGGUAAUGUUGCAAUUAUCAUACGAGUACUUGCGUCUUUAUACGACCGCAUUCGCGUUCCAGGCCGCCAUUUCUCAGUCCUUGGUGAAGCCGAAGACGGAUGAAAGUACGCGUCGGGAGCAACUUAGAUCAACAUUCAAGAAUGUGGCUUCGAUGCAGGAUUCACGCUUCAUCUAUGAAUCUGUCGACGCAGCCAAGGCCUACUUGACGAUUCUGGUGGACUCGGUGGACCCAGAGAGGCAUUUGCAUUUUAUGCCUCUUCGUUUCUAUUUAUACGGCAUCUACUCUGCCGUCUUUCUCUACAAGGCUCGCUCUUUCGGAAUGAUGGUUCCUUCCGAAGAAGCCAAAGUCCAGGGCCUCGUGGCUCGUGCCACUGAAGUUCUCAAGCAAGCGAGUGCCGGCCCCGACGAUAUUGGAUCGCGCUACUCUCGCCUGCUGGAACUUCUCUGGCGAACGAAGCCAUCCAUGACGAGCGCAAAUACAUCCGCAGAGACCCCGCACAGUGACUUCGCAAUGCAAACAACAUUGCCCAAUCCGGUCACCGAUCACACCUACAUGGACUUCAGUCCCGCCAACGACUUUUCUUGGCUGGAUCUGGAAGCCGUGGGAGACUAUGUCUCCGGGGACCAAAUUUCGGGUGGCUUGCUGGGUCUUGAUGCGUUCCAAAAUGGGUCUGAUCCAUGCCAGCCCGGCCAGGACAGGUCGCAGGCCUGGCAACCAUCUGCCUGGCUGGGCGAUAUGAGCAGCAGCCUUCUGUUUUAG
This is a messenger RNA of Penicillium canariense, 2190 nucleotides long. Its product is annotated as Zn(II)2Cys6 transcription factor. The record is from RefSeq and is a predicted model, not a curated record. The transcript is spliced from 5 exons. Gene Ontology annotation, biological process: regulation of DNA-templated transcription; DNA-templated transcription. Gene Ontology annotation, molecular function: DNA binding; zinc ion binding; DNA-binding transcription factor activity, RNA polymerase II-specific. Gene Ontology annotation, cellular component: nucleus. The coding region runs from base 1 to 2190 and encodes 729 amino acids. NCBI's taxonomy places the organism in Eukaryota, Fungi, Ascomycota, Eurotiomycetes, Eurotiales, Aspergillaceae.